Molecule: messenger RNA, 2865 nt
Organism: Toxotes jaculatrix (banded archerfish)
Lineage: Eukaryota; Metazoa; Chordata; Actinopteri; Toxotidae
Exons: 4
Coding region: 589-2148 (519 amino acids)
Cellular component (GO): nucleus
Source: RefSeq, a predicted model, not a curated record
AAGCGACCGUUCUCGGUUUGUGUAUCGGCUGCUGAGCUAACAGCUGCACCAAUUGUGUUUUGGUUUUGUUUUGCCUCCCAUGUGCCGCUGUCAUGAGCUCUGGAAGCGAUUGGAGGCGAUCUCUGCCUGGAUGAUGCUCCUCACUGUAAAAGAGCUGGAUGUUCAGAUGUAGCGCUCAGCCUGCUCCAGGUGUCUUACAUAGUGCACAGAUGUUUUCAGUAACAUAUCAGUAUACAUGGAAAUGACCGAAAUGGAUUUAAGCGGCUGCAGCUAGCCAGAAAAGUCUGUGGACUUUAUGCACCAACCAUACACAACAUGAUUGUAUCUCUCACUGAGCUGCAGCAAUGACUUAAUUAAUUUGAAGAACAGUAUUAAAAACAGCACUUACUUUACUUUAACUCUAUAUUUCCUAAGAAAUCACCCCAUAGUGUGUGUGGCAGCUCAUAACCAUCUGAUGCAGUAUACUGAAGAGUUGUAAUGUCUUUAGCAGUAGGCUCAGUUAUACCUUGAACUCAUGUUGAUGGGGAUGCAGCUGUCAGAAUCAGAAUUGGCCCGCCAGUCAGUUCUGCUGUAAAUCAGGUGUGACCCAUGACUGAGUACUACGAGGAGGGGGGGCUGCUGUACGAGCAAUCACCUCCCAUGCACAUCAAAGUGGAGUCUCCGGAGGGACCCUUUGGAGGGGGAGCCUCAGAAAACGGCUUCCCCAGGGAGGAUGAGGACUCGGAGGGCAGUUGUGACCAAAACAGUGGAUUGCCUGGAGGGCUCCCCUUCAAUGUUGUAGUGGUGCAUCCGAACAUCAUGGCACCCGGCAUGUCCUCAGACGACCUCUUGUCCAUUGAACAAAAUAGAGCAAUGUCAGCUGCAUUGGCUGCUGGUGGUGCAGGAAAAAGAAAGAGUCGUUUCAGUGGAGCAGAGCUGGAGGUGCUGGUGUCAGAAGUCACUCGGUGUGAAGGAGAGCUCUUUGGUCCUGCGGGGAGGCUCCGGCGGCGAGAGAGAGAGCGCAUCUGGGCAGGAAUCCUAGAGAGAGUCAAUGCUGUGUCUAGAGUCCCACGCACUCUUCGAGAGGUGAAGAAACGCUGGGACGACUUAAAGAGGCGUAAUGGUGGCAGGCUGGCGGAUGCCCGCCACCGGAGCUGUUACCUGCCAUCCAGCAGAGGGGCCUCAAUGCUUGGACGUCCUUCCCAGCCAAGCCCCAGGCUUCAACAAGCCAGACAAAAGCAAAACACCCGACCAAAGCCCAGUUUUCCAUGUUUCCCUGACUCUGAUACAGGUGUAGGAGUGGAAGGAUCAGAGCGAGAUGGUUUGGAUAAAGAUGAGGACAAUCCUGAGCGUGAGCGAGACAUGGGAGAACCUGAGUGUGAACCAGUAGAGAACAGUAUGGAGGACAAACUGGGAUUAGGACUGGGUCUGGGCAUUGGACCACCCCCUCCAUCAGAACGAUGGCUGCCUCCUUCCCCACUCUACAGCGCCCCUUUCCUCAACGGCAGCCCUCAGCCCAGCAGUCCUCAGCCAUCACUUGGAGCACAGCAGGGUCCUCUUGAAGCCCCUCCACGUAGCUCCUGGCUUGAAGAUGAGCUGCGAGGGUUAGGAGAAGCAGCAAUUCAACUGGGAAAUCGGGUAGAAAAGAGUCUGCGGGAAUUCGGGGAAGGUUUCAGACAGGACAUGAGAACACUUGUUGUUUCGCAAGAGGCAUUGGCAGUCAGUCUGCAACAAAACAAUGUUCUUUUACAAAGGCUGUUAGGAGUGCUCGAGGCCCAGCAACAGCCACAGCCACAACAACAUCGUGUACAACAAGUGCACCAAUCACAAACAUCUCAACAGCACUUACAGCCACAGCCUGCACUGCAACAGCUACAACAUAUAGAACCUCAGCAGCAGCAACAACAACAACAGCGGAUUGAAACACCACAGCAGUCGCAGCUACAGCAGCAGCAGCAGUUACACGUUGUACAACAACAGUCACAACAGCAGCAAACACAGGUCACCCAGCAUCUGAACAAUCAGUCAGCUGUAGCGGUGGCACCUGCACCAUCAUCCCCUGACAUACAUGGCACUUUUUCCUCUGAUCAGCCCGCAGACACAAAUGGAAGUGGUCAGCGGCCACGGCGAGGAAGAGCUGUGGAUCACAGGCGCAGAAGACGGCGCUGAGGAGAAAGUCUUUAAAAACUCAAAGUGCACAUCAUGCAUAUUUGGAGUUUCAAAAUGUAACAGGAAAUGAUGCUCCUUUUCUACUGACUGUGUUUCUGUAAAAAAUAAACUGAGUUGUUUGGAGUUUUACUUCCGACUACAAACCAGUGAUCCAUCUCGCACUUAGGUUUGUCUUCGAAGAGGACGGAAAUGGAUAAGAAAAUUAGACACUUGAGAUAAUGGGGUGGCCUUAACAUUAGCUUGGUUCUUCAGACAUACGAACAUAUUGUGCUAAAAGACUUUGCUAAAAGAAACGGUUUGCUCUGUGGAGUGACAUCUUCACCCAUGAGACUUUCAAUACCCAGACAACAACAUUCUGUAGGUGCUGAUGUUUAAUAUGCACGUCACUGUACAUGCUUUGCAGCAGAGCUGUGAAGCUCAUGAUGCUCUUACUAGUUCAGUACCGUCUCAGUUCUCCCGAUACACUAACUACACUGUCAUGAAGUACUUGUAAUCUGCAGUUGUUACCAUAUAUUGUAGUUAUACAGCUGUUGUAAUUACCUGCUAAUGUAUGCUUGUGCAUUUUUUAACAGUUUCAUGAUACAUAAUUUCCCAACUUUGGUUGGACAAUAAAGUUAGACUGUGGUCUGUUCAGUGCGUUUUAUGACAAAAAUGUCAUAUUUUUAAAAAUUGCCAGUUCUGGUGAUCUCCAAAACAAACAAAAAAAAAAAAACAUCA